Molecule: messenger RNA, 657 nt
Organism: Candidozyma duobushaemuli
Lineage: Eukaryota; Fungi; Ascomycota; Pichiomycetes; Serinales; Metschnikowiaceae
Gene: ERG2
Product: C-8 sterol isomerase
Exons: 1
Coding region: 1-657 (218 amino acids)
Biological process (GO): ergosterol biosynthetic process
Cellular component (GO): endoplasmic reticulum
Source: RefSeq, a predicted model, not a curated record
AUGAACAUCUGGCUCAAAUUUACCGCCAUCGUGGUCGUAUUCUUUGCGGUUCUCGAGGCCUCUUUCCAAACAUGGCUUCCUAACCACUAUGUCUUCGACAAGCAGGUUCUUCAAGAUCUCGUUCAAGAAACCUUGAAAGCCAACCCAGGUGCUGAUGCCCUCCAGAUCAUGACCGCCUUGACUCCAAAGCUUCAACAGGCUUACCCAGGCCUUAUUAAUGACCUCAACUUCGAGGACUGGGUUUUCAACAACGCUGGUGGAGCCAUGGGUAACAUGAUCAUCUUGCACGCGUCCAUUUCCGAAUACCUCAUCUUCUUCGGUACUGCUAUUGGUACCGAGGGUCACACUGGUGUUCACUAUGCUGAUGACUACUUCACCAUCUUGUACGGUAAGGAGCUUGCCGCUAACCCGUUCUCCUUGGAACCAGAGGUGUACAAUCCAGGUGACCAACAUCACUUAGAGAGAGGUCACGUCAAACAGUACCUGAUGCCACCUGGCUCUUACGCUCUUGAGCUUGCGCAGGGCUGGAUUCCGGCCAUGUUGCCAUUUGGAUUCGUGUCUGUGCUCUCGUCGACACUCGACUUCCACUCUUUCAUGAGAACUGCCUGGUUCACUGGCUACGAUAUGGUCAAGAACUUGGUCAGGGGUAAGUUCUAG